Nycticebus coucang (slow loris) is the source of this 1288-nucleotide messenger RNA. It is a transcript of the gene NCR3, whose product is annotated as natural cytotoxicity triggering receptor 3. Bases 377 to 1045 code for a protein of 222 amino acids. Lineage: Eukaryota; Metazoa; Chordata; Mammalia; Primates; Lorisidae. Gene Ontology annotation, biological process: natural killer cell activation; positive regulation of natural killer cell mediated cytotoxicity; immune response-activating cell surface receptor signaling pathway. The record is from RefSeq and is a predicted model, not a curated record. The transcript is spliced from 3 exons.
CCAAGGCAUCACCCUAACUCACAGCACCCUCAGACUCCUGGGCUCACGCUCUUCUCUGCUUCAGCCUCUCAAGUAGCUGGGACUACAGGUACUCACCACAAUGCCCAGAUAAUUUUUCUAUUUCUAGUAGAGAUGGGGUCUCACUCUUGCUCAGGCUGUUUUUCAACUCCUGAGCUCAUGUAAUCUCCCGUCUUGGCCUCCCAGAGUGCUAGAAUUGCAGGCAUGACCACAGCAUCAAGUCUUGUGUGAGUCCUCUGUGUCACAGGAAGCUCCACACCCCCAUCUGGUGAUCAAAGGCCUGACUGGUCACACGUAGUGGGUCAUUCCAGUUCCACCCAGACCUCAUGGCUCAAGUCUUCUUGGGACACCCUCUGACAUGGACUGGACGCUGUUGUUUAUCUUCAUCAUGGCCCAUCCAGGAUCCUCUGCUCUCUGGGUGUUCCAGCCGCCCGAAAUUCGUACACAAGAAGGAUCUCCUGCCUUCCUGCCCUGCUCCUUUAAUGCUGGCCGAGGGAGACUGGCCAUUGGCUUUGUCAAAUGGUUCCAAGACAAGGUGGCUCCAGGGAAGGAGGUGAGCAAUGGGACCCCAGAGUUCAGGGGCCGCCUGGCCCCCCUUCCCUCUUCCCGCUUUCUUUGUGACCACCAGGCUGAGCUGCAGAUCUUGAACACCCGAAGCCGUGAUGCUGGCAUCUAUGUGUGCAGGGUGGAGGUCCUGGGCCUGGGUGUCGGGACAGGGAAUGGGACUCGGCUGGUGGUAGAGAAAGGUGAGGCUUUGGGAGUCAGGGAUCCUCUCGGGAAGCCCUCUGCCUUACGCCCCUCCUGCGCCUGUGCACACUUCCUCCUCAAGGCCCCAUUUACCAAGCCCCUUUCUCUUCUCUGCCCCCAUCCAGGACAUGCUCAGCUAGGGAUUGGCACAGUCCUCCUCCUUCGGGCAGGACUCUAUGCCUUCAGUUUUCUGUCUGUGGCCAUGGGCAGUAUCCUCUACUACCAGGGCAAAUGCCACUGUCACAUGGGAACACACUGCCACUCCUUGGACAGCCUCUGAAGAGUCAUUCCAGACCCUAGUGAUCCCAAACCCUCUUCAAAAGACCCCAAUAAAUCCCUCUCUGCCCCAUCACUAACUCCUCCUUAUGAGUCUCUUGGACUUUCUUUUCCGUUCUCCAGAUGCCCCGUAUUCCUCUCCCUGGAUUCCCCCAGCUCUUAACUCCUUCCCCCAAGUCUGACUUGCAGUGCUCCAAGGAGGAAGCUUCCCAGCUCCUGUGCCUAGGACCAUUCCCACUACUGUCCA